AUGAACAACCAAAAAACCAAUUUUUCCACUUUUUCCAACACCAACGACCAACAACCACCAGAGACUCUCUCCAACGACCAACAACCACCAGAGAUUUUCUCCGGCAACCAACAACCACCAGAAGACGUCUCCGACUCUAACGAUGAUCUCUACAUCGAUGAAGAGGAAGACACCUCGCUCCUCGACUACAACCCACCAUCCGUCGGCAGCGACAAUGUUUUCCUCCCAGACGAAGAUGUCGACGAGGCCAUGUCAACAUCCGGCCCUCUAGACCCACCAAACAGUCCGGUCGUCGAGGAACCAACCAGCCCAGAAGCUGAACCGACCGUUUCGGUUGACGUUCUCCCGAAACAAGAGGAAUCCUCCGGCCAAAAAGCCGAAAAGGCUGUCAAGAAAGAAGAUCAUGACCGUCCCGGUCCAAGCGUCCGUCCUUGCUGCGGAUCGAGUCGCAUGUUAGUGCUUCGACAAACUGAAGGCAACCAAAACCGACAAGUUCGAUUCCUGCGCGAUGGACGACGCUGGUCCCAACAAAUUCGAUACAAUCCAAAUCAACCACAGCAGUGGCGACAUGAUGAAGGCCAAUCCAACAUGUGGCACAACCGAGUUGUCGUCCACGACUCGUUCAACGAGCGCCGUAAUCAGUGGCUCCGACUUGAGAAACUUCAACCACACCAUCGACUUCCGAAAGUUGGAGAGCCCAGAGAUAUCCCAGAAUUUGUAAAACGAUUGCCUGAGGACAUGAAGCACACGCUCAUUGCUGCCAUCCACAAGGCCGACAUGCGAGAGAUUCGACGACUACUGAUCGUGAUCGGUAGCCGGAAGAUGGCACUUACCAACAACUUGUGCAAGCGACUCUCCAACCUGAUGCUUCUUGGCAUCUACAAAGGUUUCCAACCACUCCGCGUGAACCAGAUGGUUCCCAUCGAGAUCUUCCCGAGAUUCUCGCGCAGCUCUUUGGCCUGCAUCAACCUUGUGGAUCCAGCCAGGCUGAUGAUCUACCUUGGCUACCCCAGCCUUGGGUACAAGCUGAACAACAAUGCCUGCGGCGAAACCUUGUGGCGACGAAUCCAACCAAAGCACCGAGUCGCCGUAUACCGCGACUCAUUUGCCUUUGGUGCCGCUUUGUGCAAGCGACUGCAAUAG
Molecule: messenger RNA, 1143 nt
Organism: Oikopleura dioica
Lineage: Eukaryota; Metazoa; Chordata; Appendicularia; Copelata; Oikopleuridae
Source: the annotation of a GenBank genome assembly